AUCUUCUCAUUUAAUAGGAUCUUCUGAUAGUCAGAAAUCACCUGAAAAUAUGCCUGUACAAGACACUGGUGCAUAUUCAUUAAAUUCACCAGUCCAAGACAUUCGACCUGAGAUGUUAAGAAGAUUUGGGGAAGCAAUUGACAAAGAGGAUGUUUGGGGUAAUGAAGGGAAGAGGCGAAUGAAAUUCGGCCGGAGGACUGUUCACCAAGAGAAAAUCAUAGCCCAGACGUUUGUCAAGUUUCUGGAAGAUGGAAAGCGUAAGGAAAACAUGUUUGUGGACGAGUUGAGGGCAAUUUAUCAAGAAUUUCGCCUGUCGUACGAUACACUGGGUAUGUCAUUCUCCAAACUUCUCAACACACUUACUUAUCAUCUAAACAUGUGCCAGCAACUUCAUGACCGUGUUAUAUUUGGAGGCGGAGAUGCCGCAGCACUUCAACUCUUAGUUGACGAUCCAAGUGACGAAUCGGAAGGUGAAGAUGACUUUUUCAGCCUCACGAGGCAUGGAGCUUAUCACUGCAAAGUUUGCAAAAGGGAUCUUGGGAGUGCAGACGCUUACAGGACUCACAUGGCUGGUGUGAAACAUCGCCAACAGUAUAUCCUCAGAAAGAUUCGAAAAUCACUCCAGAAGUAAGUCUA
This is a messenger RNA of Orbicella faveolata, 636 nucleotides long. RefSeq lists its product as uncharacterized. The record is from RefSeq and is a predicted model, not a curated record. NCBI's taxonomy places the organism in Eukaryota, Metazoa, Cnidaria, Anthozoa, Scleractinia, Merulinidae.